This is a messenger RNA of Polyodon spathula (Mississippi paddlefish), 682 nucleotides long. Its product is annotated as growth arrest and DNA damage-inducible protein GADD45 alpha-like. The transcript has 4 exons. Gene Ontology annotation, cellular component: nucleus; cytoplasm. The coding region runs from base 142 to 621 and encodes 159 amino acids. NCBI's taxonomy places the organism in Eukaryota, Metazoa, Chordata, Actinopteri, Acipenseriformes, Polyodontidae. Gene Ontology annotation, biological process: regulation of cell cycle. The record is from RefSeq and is a predicted model, not a curated record.
UAUCUGCUGAACGCCGGUUUCUUCACUGGCAGACAGGAGUUGUCACCGAGCAGUAAGGAUCAGAGAAAGACGCUUGUGGAAGCUGUAACUUACACUCAUUUCCAAAAAGCCUGUCUUCCUAGAACAUACUUGGAUUACCUUAUGUGCAAUAUGACUUUGGAGGAACUAAGUGGAGAUCAGAGUACAGAAAGCAUGGAUACAGUGGGAAAAGCCCUUGAAGAAGUUCUUAGCUCUGCAUUACCUCGAGGAUGCAUAACUGUUGGAGUUUAUGAGGCGGCAAAGUCACUGAACGUGGAUCCAGACAAUGUGGUUUUAUGUUUGCUGGCUACAGAGGAGGAGGAUGCGCAGGACGUUGCGCUGCAAAUCCAUUUCACCUUAAUUCAAGCAUUCUGCUGUGAAAAUGACAUUAACAUCUUAAGGGUGAACAACAUGCGGUGUCUGGCAGAGCUUGUAGGCGGAGUGAAGCAAGGAGGGGAGCCCGUGGACCUCCACUGUGUUUUAGUCACUAAUCCACACGGAUCUACAUGGAAAGAUCCAGCUCUGAGCAAAGUAAACGGAUUCUGCAAAGAGAGCCGCUGUUUGGACCAGUGGGUGCCAGUGAUUAACCUUCCGGAAAGAUGAUGCAGAGGGGAAAGACGUUUUCAAUGAACUGCAUUGGAUUUGAAUAAUUCUCAGGAGAAAA